Aphanomyces invadans is the source of this 270-nucleotide messenger RNA. RefSeq lists its product as hypothetical. Gene Ontology annotation, biological process: translational initiation. Gene Ontology annotation, cellular component: eukaryotic translation initiation factor 2B complex. The record is from RefSeq and is a predicted model, not a curated record. The coding region runs from base 1 to 270 and encodes 89 amino acids. Gene Ontology annotation, molecular function: translation initiation factor activity; guanyl-nucleotide exchange factor activity. NCBI's taxonomy places the organism in Eukaryota, Oomycota, Saprolegniomycetes, Saprolegniales, Verrucalvaceae. The transcript has a single exon.
AUGUCAAAGCUCCUGCUCCAAGCUGCCAAAUCCAAACACUUCUCUGUGGUCGUGACGGAAGGACGGCCUAACGAGACCGGAUACAAGACCGCCGAGCUUCUCUCAAAUGCAGGGAUCCCCACAACAGUCAUCGUGGACGCCGCUAUGGGGUACUACAUGGAACGUAUCAAAAUGGUGGUUGUGGGAGCUGAAUGUGCCGUCGAAAUCGACGGGAUCGUCAACCAGAUCGGGCCGUUCUCGUGCCCGAUGAUGCUGACGAGAGAAUUUUAG